This is a messenger RNA of Penicillium daleae, 918 nucleotides long. RefSeq names its product 15-hydroxyprostaglandin dehydrogenase. The record is from RefSeq and is a predicted model, not a curated record. Bases 1 to 918 code for a protein of 305 amino acids. The transcript is spliced from 3 exons. Lineage: Eukaryota; Fungi; Ascomycota; Eurotiomycetes; Eurotiales; Aspergillaceae. Gene Ontology annotation, molecular function: oxidoreductase activity.
AUGGCACAUAUUCAACUUGACCCUUCACUGCUUGGGACUUUGUCCGAUAAGGUCGUGGUACUCACCGGAGGCGCGACUGGAAUCGGGCGAGCAACUAUUCAACAACUUUGCAAGAACGGUGCCCAUGUAGUCUUUGGGGACAUUGUCGAAAAAGCGUCUCGAGAACUUGAAGCCGAACUUAACCCCAAUGCCCAAUUCGUGAAAUGCGAUUCAUCAAACUAUUCCGACCAAUUGAAUCUAUUCAAAACCGCAUUUGAUAAAUACGGUCGAGUAGACAUCGUCGUCGCAAACGCUGGCAUUUCAAUCCCUCAAGACCCCUUUGACGCGAAUAGCGAUGUUACCCAAGAACCCUCGAUGAAAGAAAUCGACAUCAAUCUCGUGGGAGACAUCUUUACCGCGCGUAUCGGCAUGCAUUACCUCCGUCGGAGUGGGGGUGGAGACCUCGUUCUCGUCAGCAGCAUUGCCGGGUGGAAGGAAUGUGGGGGCUUGGUCACUUAUACAGCGAGCAAGCAUGGUGUCGUGGGGAUUAUGCGGGGCCUCCAUCUAACAGCGACCCCGGAGAAUAUUAGGGUUAAUGUUAUAUGUCCAUGGAUGACCAGAACGCGUAUGGUUCACGGAAUCGAGAAGGGCUGGUACGAGCAGAACUUGCCUGUCAAUGAACCCGAAGAUGUCGGUCGGUCUAUCUUGAUUUGUGCCACCGCAAACAGAGGCAGUGAUGGAAAAACUCAUACAGGUGCUCGUCUGCCAUUUGCAGGAAAGAUGCUGCAUGUGGCCGGUGGGCAGAGCUAUGAGAUUGAGGAUGAGAUGAAAAACCUGGAACCACUUUGGCUGGGAACUGAGAAUAGCAAGAUACUUGAAAAGGGACAGGCGUAUUUGGCUUCCGAAGGAACGAGCUGGGAUACAACCAAGUCUAAUUGA